Messenger RNA from Mus caroli (Ryukyu mouse), 1332 nucleotides. Lineage: Eukaryota; Metazoa; Chordata; Mammalia; Rodentia; Muridae. The record is from RefSeq and is a predicted model, not a curated record.
AUGUCUAUGUUUGAGGAUGUCACCCGAGCCCUGACUAGACAGCUGAACCCUAGUGGGGAUCUGACACCCCUAGACAGCCUCAUUGACUUCAAACGCUUCCGUCUUUUCUGCCUGGUGCUGAGGAAGAGGAAGAGCACACUGUUCUGGGGAGCCCGCUAUGUGCGCACCAACUACACUCUCCUGGAUGUGCUGGAGCCAGGCAGUUCCCUCUCAGAUCCGACACUCCUUGGCAAUUUUAGCUUUAAGAAUAUGCUGGAUGCCAGAGUAGAGGGAGAUGUGGACAUACCAAAGAUAAUGAAAGUAAAGGGGACUGUGGGCCUGUCAUGAAGCAGCACCCUGGAGGUGCAGACGCUCAGCGUGGCUCCCACUGCUCUGGAGAACUUGCACAAGGAAAGGAAACUGUCAGCAGACCACCCGUUCCUGCAGGAGAUGCGGGAAUACAAGCAGAACCUGUAUGUGGUGAUGGAGGUGGUGAAAGCCAAGCAGGAAGUCACUCUGAAGCGAGCUAGCAACGCAAUUUCCAAAUUCUCUCUCAACCUUCCCUCACUGGGACUACAGGGGUCCGUGUAUGAGAAGGAUGAAGUAACCAUCCCCAAGGGCUGCGUCCUGGCCUAUCGAGUGAGACAACUGAUCGUCUAUGGGGAAGAUAAGUGGGGCAUUCCACACAUUUGUACUGACAGCAUGCCAACCUUUAACGCCCGGUGUGUGCCUCAAAGACAAGGCAGAACUGUCCAGAUGAUAUCUGGGGAGAUGCAUGAAGACUUCAAGACAUUAAAGAAAGAGGUUCAGCGAGAAACUCAAGAAGUGGAAAAGUUGAGUCCAGUAGGGCGAAACUCCCUACUCACUUCCCUCAGCCAUCUCCUAGGAAAGAAGAAAGAGCUCCAGGACCUUGAGCAGAAGCUUGAACGGGCUCUAGACAAGGGACAGGAAGUGACCCUUGAAGCACUCCCCAAAGAUGUUAUGCUGUCAAAGGAUAUUAUGGACGCCAUCCUCUACUUCCUCGGGGCUCUGACAGAGCUAAGUGAAGAGCAACAGAAGAUUCUAGUAAAAUCCUUGGAGAACAAGGUCCUGCUGGUGCAACUGAAGCUGGUUGAAAACAUCUUGGAGCAGAACUUCCUGCAAGAUAAAGAGGGUGUUUUCCCCCUGCGGCCUGAUCUGCUCUCCUCCCUCGGGGAGGAGGAACUGAUCCUAACAGAAGCACUGGUGGGACUAAGCGGCCUGGAAGUCCAGAGAUCAGGCCCCCAGUACACGUGGAAUCCAGACACUCGCCACAACCUCUGUGCCCUCUACGCUGGCCUCUCCCUCCUUCAGCUGCUAAGCAAGAAUUCCUAA